Molecule: messenger RNA, 2322 nt
Organism: Naegleria fowleri
Lineage: Eukaryota; Heterolobosea; Eutetramitea; Acrasida; Naegleriidae
Exons: 1
Coding region: 1-2322 (773 amino acids)
Biological process (GO): post-transcriptional regulation of gene expression
Cellular component (GO): cytoplasm
Molecular function (GO): mRNA binding
Source: RefSeq, a predicted model, not a curated record
AUGAAAGCACACACUCGUUCGUUCCACGUGGGAGGACGAAUUGCCAAAUUUGAUGGCAUGCAAAUUGGAUUCAACAAAUUACUGCAACAACAACAACAAUACUCACGACGAUUCUUCUCCUCCGAGCACAGAAUUCUCUCUGAGAAACAUUUGUAUGGCUCAUGGGCAUCAUCCUCACAUCUCUCUUUCAUGAAUGUGCAAAGGCAUUCUUCUUCCUCCUUCAUGCCGUGUUUCUUUUCUCAACAACCAUGUUCGUUAUCAUCAGUUCCGAAGGUUCUGGAAAAUAAUAAUAACUUUAAGAAUGGAAUAGGUCCAGGAUUUUCGUCGUCGUAUGGCAUGAAAAGUUUUUCCACCUCUCUGAACCAUCCAUUGAAUUCUCCCCAAGAUCCUCAAACAAAUGCUUCUGUCCCCAACACUACAUCCAUCACCGCUUCUUUUACAUCAUCAUCACCUAACCAUGACUCGGAACAAGAAAGUAAAACACAUUUUUCCAAUCAACAUCAAAAACACAACAAAAUGGCAAAAUUCAUUUCAAAGGAUCAGUACAACCAUGUUCUACUCUCUCAAUUAUUUAAUGUGGACAACCAAUCACAUAGAGAGAACCUUCUUUCCAGGACAAAACAUUUACUUUUGAACAAAAUAGAUGCUCAAGCUUCAACACAUGAAAUUUUUAGAGCUCUUGAUGUUUUUACGAAACAAGAUAUCAAAGAAAUUAUUCAGUUUCUUGAUGAGAAAGAUUUAUUGAUACCAUUUUUCAAAAAACAAUUCUCACACAUGGUAUUAAUGAAAAUUUUCAAUUGUGCAGGUCCAGAAGAAAAAAGUUUCCUCAUUGACAGGUGUUUAUUUUCACAAAAUGUGAUGGAAAUGUGCACUGGGCAAUUUUCCAGCGCGACUGUGAAUGCAUUCAUUCCAGGAUUCAAUUUGUCAGAGAUGACAAGAUUUUUACAAAUUCUAAAAGGAAUUUCCAUUUUGGAUUUAACAAAAAGUGGAGGAGGAACUGUAAUUUUGGAAACAGUACUCAACCAAUUGCAGGAUCCUUCCUUGAAAGAAGAAUAUUUUAGCAUGGUAGAACCAUACUAUUCAGAAUUGAUGACUGAACAACAUGGAAAUUAUCUUGUACAGAAUUGUAUUUCUCACAUGACGAAGGAGCAACGUUUACGAUUUAUUGAGUUACUUUCCAAAGAUUUAAAAAAUUUAUGCCAAACCAGCGAAGGAGCCAUUGCGACAAGACACUUUUUGAAAACUUCACCAAACUAUUUGGUACGACAUUUUUUCACAAACAUAGUCAUACCGGAUGUUGGAAUUUUUGCUAACAACAAGUUCAGCAAUUUUAUCAUUGAAGAAAACUUUUCCAAACUCUAUCAAAGCGAGCGGAAACAAGUACUGCAAGGAGUCAGUGCCCAUCUCGUAGAAAUAUCUAAAACUGCUCAUGGCAGCAUGUUUUUGAAGAAAUUGUUCCAACUCGCUGAUAGAAGUGACGAGUUGAUGGUGUUUUCCAAGGCUGUGAAGAAUAAUUUACUCGAACUUUCCAAGUCGACUACAUCUUCGUAUUUUGUUGUGGAUGAUUUGUUCACACAUGUGCUCAAACUAGGACAUUCAAGAAGGGAGAUUUUGAAUGCAAUGAUCUCUCAUUUUCUCUCACUGAUUCAAUAUACUUAUGGAUCCUUGUUUAUGCAACUCAUGUUCAAGAGUGAAGAUGUGGAACGAAGCGAGCUUGAAGUUCUCGUUCAUAUCAUGUCGAAUCAUUUCGAUCGCAUGUUGACAGAUGCAAAAUCUGCUGCACUAUUGCGAGUAGCCAUAGAAAAUGGUUUUGCAGAGACGUUUUUCUUGAAAAUGAAAGGCAAAACAUUUGAGCUAGCACAACAAGUUCAUUCGUCAUAUGUGGUUGUUGCUUGUUUACAAAAUUGUAAUAGAUCCACGGUUGUGCAAAUGUUAAGGGAGCUCUUGUUGGAUCCUUCAUUGCCCAAUUCCGCCGUAGAAGGCGAACAACAAGUCGAUCAAUCCGUCCCAUUGUCCAAAGAACGGGUGUUGACUUUAUGCCGACACAAGUCGGGGUCGUUUGUCAUGCUUGAUGUUUUUAAGGUUAUUGAAAAAUAUGCCAGCAAAGAAGAUGAGGAGCAACUUUUAGUCAAGUUGGCAUCGAUUCUGGUGGAGUCUGAGCGAUCCAUUCUGAAUUACAGGCUCCUGAGUACAGCCAAGGAAAUUUUGUCAAAACACUCUUCAUCACCAAAUUCGAGCAACUUGAGGGUGCGUUCUCGAUCAUUCCACGAAGUACUUGCAGUGUCAGCAAUUGAAACACAACGAGAUUUUACUGGAAUAUAA